GAAGAAUAUGGCGAUUAGUGGUGUGAUGAAGACGAAGAUGAAAUCGCGCAUGGAACGAGACGAAGAGUUAACACUUUUCAGGGAAUUGAGAAAGCGCCAGAAUGAACACGUCUCAAGCCUCUUGCAUUGUGUUAAUUCUGAAGAGUUUGAAUGUGGAACUAACAAUGACACUCCUGGUAAUUUUUCACUGUACAGAAUUGCAUCAGGGAAGAAAGAAUAUGGUUUAGAGUUUCUGGAAACAAACAAAAAUGAUUAUGAUUGGUUGAAAACACCACCAGCUACUCCUCUGUUUCCAUCCCUUGAAAUGGAACCAGGUCCUCAACUUGUUGUUCAAAAGGAGAUACCAAUUUCUCAGGCCAUCACAAGAUUUGCAUGGAAAGAAAUGGAAGCACCAAAACCCAAAUCAAAUGAUGGAAAAACAACUCACACCAACUCAACCAAACCAAAACUUUCAACAAGAUCAAUGACCCCAAGUCACACUAGGCAAAGACCAAGCACCAUCAAGAACACACAUGAACAACAAACAAACACUUCCCUAACCAUUCCCAGCAAGAGCAGCAAUGUCAAAAGUGACCAUGAAGCAGCCAACAGCACAAAAUCCACGCCCCAAAAGCAAACCAACAAUGCCGAUUUCCUUGCUUUGAAUGUCAAGAAAAGCACAGAAACAAACGAGUCACAGAGAAAGCCAAGAACUAGAGGCGUUUCUCCAUCCGUGAAAUCAAGGGUUGCACUUGCGAGUAAUAUCAUGGAACUCUCCAAUGAGGCACCGCCAAAUCUAAGGACAGAUCAGAGGCCAAGUUCCACCACACGAGGAAGAAGCACAACUCGAUCUUCUACGGUUUCAGGGUUUCAAAAUCGGGACCCUAUUCCAAGAACUUAUAGACCAUCAAGGUCACCAUCACCAAGCAUGGCUAAUGGUAGUUGGAAUCAGUUAGACAGAACCCAGAAGAACUUGAGGGCAAAUAAAGAAACAUUCACUCUAGCAGCAAGCCCUAAUGAAGGAAGAACACAUUUUAAGGGAAGUAAGAUGGUAGAGAAAGUGGUGAAUGCUAGAAAGUUAGGUAUGAAUCAAGUGGAUAGAGAAACCAAAGCAAAAGCUUUCAAAACUAGGGUAUGAUUCUUAAUUCUUCUU
Vigna unguiculata (cowpea) is the source of this 1132-nucleotide messenger RNA. RefSeq lists its product as uncharacterized. Lineage: Eukaryota; Viridiplantae; Streptophyta; Magnoliopsida; Fabales; Fabaceae. Gene Ontology annotation, biological process: cortical microtubule organization. The record is from RefSeq and is a predicted model, not a curated record. Gene Ontology annotation, cellular component: cortical microtubule.